CUAUUGAAAAUUCAUAAUCUCUGAGCGCAUUCUGUUAUUGUAUAUCACAAUACCCUCAUUCUCAACAAGAUGCAAUUAAAUAAAUGAAGCUAGUAUGACACGGGAACGAAGCACUUGCUCUGUGUUAAAUGAUUCAAUUUGGUUUAGUUAUGUUUUAAUAUUUGUUGAAACCGGUUGAUUUGGUCUGAAUGGUGAACAGUACGCAACGAAUGAAACAUCAAUAGAGUGACAGCAUUUGCUACUUAAUUGUCAAUAGGUUGUGUGUCGCUCAAAACAGAAAUAAAUAGAAAUAAAAAAUUAAUCGCGCCGAAGCAAUAAUUAAUUAUAACAAGGGGCCAGUAUAUAUACAAAAUGCUAGAAUUUCAAAAUGUAUUUACACAGGCUGAAGCAGAUGCAAUCGAAAGUGAAUUUCAGCGCAUAAAAAAUAACGUAUAUCUAGAUCAUGCUGGAACUACUCUUUAUCCUAAUAGCUUAAUCGAUGCGUCGGGACAGGUGCUUAAAGAGAAUUUAUUUUGCAACCCACAUACUUGUAAAGUAACAGGUGAUCUCAUAGAUCAGGCACGCUAUCGUAUACUACAGCACUUCAACACAGACGCAACAGAAUAUGCGGUGAUAUUUACCGCUAAUGCCACCGCGGCGUUAAAACUGGUUGGUGAAUGCUUUAAUUUCGGUGAAGAUGCCGACAAUGCGGGUGCUUUUUACUACUGCCAGGAAAAUCACACAUCGGUUUUGGGAAUGCGUGAGAUAGUGCGCACCAAACGGCUGUAUGUCCUAACGAAAGACGAAAUAGUGGAAAAUCUAAAGCAUACUAAUGGUAUUGAUAAAAAUGGUUUCGAUGCUGAAAUCAGCUCUAAUGGUAGAAGCGAGUUGAAAACUAAUUCGCUAGUUGCCUAUUCGGCGCAAUGUAACUUUAGUGGCUAUAAAAUGCCACUGGAUACUAUAGAAGUCAUUCAGAAAUAUGGUUUAGUAGAGCAUGGCACACAUGUUGGCGACGAGGCAAAUGUAAAAGAAGCAGCAGAGAGUAAUUUUUAUAUUUGUCUGGACACAGCAUCCUACGUAGCCAGUAAUUUUCUCGAUCUGCGAAAAUAUAAGCCUGACUUUUGUUGUAUUUCAUUUUAUAAAAUGUUUGGUUUCCCUACGGGCGUCGGUGCGUUAUUGGUGAGCAGACGCGGUCAAACUGUGCUGCAAAAGCGUUACUAUGGUGGCGGCACUGUGAAUAUAGCAAUGACGCGGCAAAAUUUUCACGAAAAACGCCCAAACUUUACAACACGCUUCGAAGAUGGUACGUUACCUUUCCUGACCAUCACUGCGUUACUUGAAGGCUUUCGCGUACUGGAGCGGCUGGUGCCUGCAACAGCAAAGCAACUGCCGGUGCAACGUAUUAGCGCACACGUAUAUGCGCUAGCCAAAUACGGUCAUGACUCCCUCGCCGCGUUACGUCACACCAACGGUGCACCGCUAAUAGAGUUUUACAAUCAUAACGGUUAUGAGGAUAUAAGGCUGCAAGGCGGCGUCGUCACAUUCAAUGUAUUACACGAUGAUGGCACAUAUGUCGGUUUCGCCGAAGUUAGCUGCAUCGCUGCGGUACAUAAUGUACAAAUACGCACCGGGUGUUUCUGUAAUCCAGGGGCAUGUCAAUGGUUUUUGCACUUAUCGAAUGCCGAUAUACGCAAGCAAUACGAAGCGGGUCAUGUUUGUAGUGAUUUCACUGAUCUAGUUGAUGGCUUGCCGACCGGUGCUGUGCGCAUGUCUUUCGGUUAUAUGACGCGUGUAAGUGAUGUGGACAAAGCAGUGGCGAUGAUACGCGAUUGCUAUCUAACUACGGCAGCGGAACGUCUACGUCUUAUGGAAAGCGUAAAACUGCCGGAAGUGCUACGUCAUGUGCCGCAACGCUUGAAGCCGCAGUUAAAACGCAUUUGUAUCUAUCCGAUUAAAUCGUGCGGUGCUUUCGACAUUACAAGCGCAUGGCCGCUUACAAAUAGUGGCUUUAAAUAUGAUCGCGCCUGGAUGAUUGUCGAUGUCAACGGGAUGGCUAUUACACAAAAGCAUUUUACAAGGUUAUGUCUAAUAAGACCUUUAGUGAAGUUAAAGGAGGAGAUUUUAGAGUUACGAUUUCCCGGCAUGUCAGCAGUGCAGUUGCCGUUAAAAAUGAAGGCUGUAGUUGAAACUAAACGCGUCGAGUCAACGUUCUGUCAAAGUAAAGUGUGUAAUGAUUUAGUGGAAGGCCUAGAUUGUGGUGAGGAAGUGGGUAAAUGGUUAUCUGACUGCUUAGAAACGAGUGGUUUGCGUUUAGUGCGUCAAAAUGCCGAACGCCGUACACAAGAUGGUGUUUCGAAAGAUAUUAGCCUGGCAAAUCAAGCGCAAUUUUUGCUGGUAAAUCGCGCCUCGGUACGUUGGUUAGCAAAUAAGGUGGAAACGGAGAAAGAACCGCUUGAUUACACGGUUGAUCGUUUUCGUGGUAAUUUAAUAUUGGAAACUGCCAGCCCCUUCGAGGAAAAUUCUUUUGAGGAAAUCAGCAUUGGUGGUGUUGAUUUCAAAGUGGAAGGUUUUUGUACGCGUUGCCAAAUGAUUUGUAUUGAUCAACAUAAUGGACAGAAGACUAAUGAGCCUCUACGCACAAUUGCGCGUGAGUUUAGUGGAAAAAUACGUUUUGGUAUUUAUUUAUCGCUUAAGCAAGCACAAGCGGAAAAUACGCUGGUUUCUUGCAGCGCAGAAGUAAAGGUUAAAAAGCAGGAGGAGCAUGGAGCGGAGCAAUAAAUAGUAAAUAUUGCAGUAUAUAACAGUGAUUACAAUUUCAACUUAAGUACAUAUUCAAAUAUAAAUAUGUAAAUUUAAUGAAAAAUACCAAAAUAUGUAAUCGAAAAAUGCAACAGUUUCAAAUUUACAUAAAUAUGCCAGCAAUCGCAAGAAUUUGCCAGUAUAUUAUGCUAUAAAUAAUAUUUAUACUUAUAUAUACAUACACAAAGUUUUAAGAAGUAUUA
Messenger RNA from Bactrocera tryoni, 2981 nucleotides. It is a transcript of the gene mal, whose product is annotated as molybdenum cofactor sulfurase 3. Lineage: Eukaryota; Metazoa; Arthropoda; Insecta; Diptera; Tephritidae. The transcript is spliced from 4 exons. Gene Ontology annotation, molecular function: molybdenum ion binding; pyridoxal phosphate binding; molybdenum cofactor sulfurtransferase activity. Bases 352 to 2757 code for a protein of 801 amino acids. Gene Ontology annotation, biological process: Mo-molybdopterin cofactor biosynthetic process. The record is from RefSeq and is a predicted model, not a curated record.